Messenger RNA from Lodderomyces beijingensis, 1326 nucleotides. NCBI's taxonomy places the organism in Eukaryota, Fungi, Ascomycota, Pichiomycetes, Serinales, Debaryomycetaceae. The record is from the annotation of a GenBank genome assembly.
AUGCUCCUACCACUACCACUACUACUGCUACCGCUUUACUUGGCGAUAAUCACGACAGCUUGGCUAGCUGAGGCGGCCAUAAUCCCACUAAGCGAUUAUCAAGUCGUCCAGCAAGCUCCAAAAAAGGCCAUUAAAGCCACGGAUAUGAGGAAGAUACCACUGUUGUUCCACUUGUUGCGUUCAACUCCAGAUCUUAGGGGGACUACAUCUUUGCACACACUAAAUGCGGUUUGGGACCGUUUUUGGUGCCAAGGUAUGGAAACGUGGAAUUUCAACGAUAAUGCGUGUCCGACAUUUGAGUUCAAACAUCCGGCAUUGACCGAUGUCGUGGUUGCGACUCAGGCCAUCCUCCACGUGAAGAAAAUCACCCCCAAAGAAAUGAAGCAGCUUCUCAAGUCCAUCUUGCUAUACAGGUUGGAAAAUGGCGCAUUUGCAACUUCUCCGGGAGGCGACGAGAUCGACACCAAUGAAAAUGCCCAGCUUGUCCAGGUGUUUCUCGACGCUUACGAGCAAACGGGGGAGGACGAGUACUUGCGAUACGCAGUGGAAGUUAUGGAGUACAUCAAGACACGCGACUUUGACGACCGAGGAGCAAUUCUCCAGAACAACAAGGCCAGCAGAGUCUCCACCAUCGCCACGGUUCAAACUGCGCGCAGUGCCCUCCGCCUCCACCGCAUCAACAACGACAUGUCGAUGCUUAAACUCGGCGAAGCGAGCUUCAAUUUUUUGUUUGCACACUUGCAGGAUCCCAAGGACAAGCUAUUCUACGAUGGACUCGACUCGGCGCGGCUCUCCGAGACACAGAAGGUGGUGUAUAACACAAAGCUGAUCCAAACUGCUGGGGUCGCCAUGUCGGCCUUGUAUGAAACAUUCCGCAUCAUCGGCAACCCCAUCUUGGUGGAUCGCGCCGUGGCACUAGCUGAAGCGCUCACGGAUAAGAAUAGCCCCGUGAUGAGCUUUGAGAAAUUGUGGCUCGGCACACCGCAUGAGCUCCACUAUGUAUUCAAGGGCUUCUAUGAUUGUUUCCUUUUAACGCCACGGUUCCACAAGUUUCGAUCCGAAGUCGUAAGGCAAGCGAAUUUCAUCUUCAAGUUCUUACAAGACGAGGGCGACUAUGGUUUGUUCUUUGACCAAGCCUCUUCGACUAAAAAAAGUUUUGAUCGGUUUGCACGCGUGUUUCAGCUUUAUGAUAAUAAUUAUAAAGCUGUUCCUGAUGGGUUUUGCGAAUUGGAUAUUUUCAGCCAGCCUAGGAAAAAACUAUUGACCAACGCUAGCAUUGCUCAAAUAUUGUAUUUCGUACCUCGUUUUAAUUUCAUGACUCUAUAA